AAUUAUUUAAUUUUUCGCGCUAUUCUGGGAUGUUUUGAAAAAUAAUUUUCUCUGGUACCGGAAUUAUAAGUCGACAUGAGCCAUGAUAAUGGUCUUCCGUCGCGUGAUUCGCCAUCCUGAUUUAACCUGGUUGCCGCUUUUAAAAACUUAUCGUCCUGAUGAGGUGACAAGGUGUCGAGAGAGUAAAUUGCGAAAACUCUCGGAUUUUCGUACAAAGCAAUCGGUUCUAAGUGUAAACAUGUGUUCUUUCUGUUUUUAAUGAGUAUAUUUACCAAGUACGAAAAUGGCUCAGGAUACUGAUGAUAUCAAUUUGACUCCUCAAGAAUUACAAAUACUAUCUGAGUUAGACAGUCGGCAGUUUGGAUUUUUAAAAUUAAAUUCACCAGAGCAAACAAAGAAAAAAGCUUUAGUUGUUCGUGCAAUUAAGUAUUUAGAAAGAAUGUUAGUUCAAGCGCAAGCUGAAAAUCAACGUAGAAAAGCAGAUAGUACAAAAAUGAAUCCUGAUGAAUUAAAGGAUGAUGAUGAAGAUAAAGGAAUUAGUAUUGAUCCUAAAACAUACUGUAAAUUAGGACAUUUUCAUUUACUUUUAGAAGAUUAUAGCAAAGCCAUGUCAGCAUAUCAAAAAUUUUAUUCCUUAAAAGGAGAUUAUUGGAAGGAUGCUUCAUUUUUAUAUGGUCAAGGACUUGUUUAUUAUCACUUCAAUGCUUUUCAAUGGGCCGUGAAAGCAUUCCAGCAGGUGCUAUGGGUGGAACCAGGAUUUCCACGAGCCUGCGAGGUUCACCUACGGCUCGGCUUGAUGCUGAAGGUCCACGCUGACUUUGAUGCCGCCUUGAAGCACCUGACACUCGCUUUGAUCGAUGCCACGACACCUGCCUCUUUUUCCAAGCUUGAAAUAAAAUUUCACAUAGCUCAUUUAUACGAAGUCCAGGGGAAGUAUCGUCUUGCUAAAGAACAUUACGAGGCAUUGCUCAAGGAAAAAACUCUGCCUUCGCACCUGAAGGCCGACAUUUGUCGUCAAUUAGGAUGGAUGUACCACGUGGUUGAUUGUACAGUUCUUGGUAUAACAAGACAGCAGAAGCAAGCAAUUGCCAUCCACUGUCUGCAAAAAUCUAUAGAAGCGGAACCGAAAAGCGGGCAAAGCCUUUACCUGUUGGGACGUUGUCUCGCCGCUUCUGGAAAAGUUCACGAUGCAUUUAUCGCUUACAGAUUAAGUUUCACGCAUGAUUCUAUACAAGACACGUUGAAAAAUAGACUUUUCUGCUUGAUUUCUAAUGGGAAGCUUGAAAGCAAAAAGAAAAAAAUGAAAGCUCACCUGUCCAUGAAAGUUGAAACGUCAUGUAGUAAAAUAGUUUCUUUCUUUUAUAGGGGUAAUAACAAUACACCAAAUUGCACGGGUUCACUGGUGGGCCUGGGUGGUGCUAAAUCAGGUGGUAAUACCCCGAUGAACCCAUCGCUACAACAGCGGAUCAACUUCCUCCAAAGUCAUCUGAGCCAAGCACCAAUGCCUUCCGUUGCUACCAAGAGGCGGCAACUGCCGUCUAUAGAAGAGGCUUGGAACUUACCCAUUAGUGCUGAGAUGUCUAGUAGACAGCAACAACAGCAACAAACACCCACUGGUCCGGGUUAUAAAUAUGGUUCCACUCCUUCUGGACCACCACCUCCUUAUCCUCAAGGACAAGGGCAGAAUCUAAAUACAAAAAGAUUUAAGCCGGGAGAAGAACCAAUUUCUCCAGGUUCACAACAGAGACCACCACCAUUUUAUCUCACGUCUCAACAACUGCAGAUGUUACAGUUUCUUCAACAAAAUCAUGGAAGUUUAACGCAACAGCAGCAAGGUUUGCUUGCACAAUUACAACAACAAUACAGAUGUAUGCAACAACAUCAACAACAAAUUAGAUUACAACAGCAACAAGCUGCUCAAAGAGGUUUAAGGCCAGGACAACCUGGUUAUCCUACAGGUUACAAUCAUUCACAACUAGGACAAUCUGGCGUGAUCAAGAAUUACGGGAUACCUCAGCAACCGUUGCAACAAGGUGGAACUGUUGCAUUACAAACAGGAUUCUCAGAUUCUAAUGUCGGUUAUAACACGGCAGCAACUGGGAACAGUCAAACACCAGGAAUGCCUUACAAAUCUGCCUCUGAUUCAAACUAUCCUCAAAGGCAAUUGACAUCCGGCCAAUAUAACCAAUAUCAGCCUAACCAAUACACUGCCCAGGGUUACACACAAAUAUCGUCCACGACGAGUAAUUAUCCCGAAGGUUCCGCGGGAAAUAAAGACCUGGGAGUAACAGAUCAAGAAUUACAGGCUUUGUUAUCACAAAAAGAUAUUGCGACGUCCUUGGCGGAGGAUUUAUUGAAACAUUUUGGUUCAGAAGAUUUAGACGUAAAAGAAGAAGCACCGAGCAUCAUGAACAAUGGCACAUUAAGUUCAGGUCCGUUCUCACCGUCAAAUCUCGAAGAGAGUACAGAAAAAAUCAAAGAGGUAAAACUAGAGAAGGUUGAGGAUAGUCAACCUUCGUCUACGUCGAAACUCGAAGCAUACGAAAAAAGCAAUACAAAGACAUCGACUUCUGUAGUUGAGACGGUGAAAUGUGAAGCGACUUCGAGUACAAAUAAAAUCGAAUCAGUUGCUCGGAUUGAACCGGUGCUUAAAUUGGAAAGCUUGUGUGAAUCACAACCUGAACAAGAACUUAGUAUAGAUAUGGAUUCUAAGGGUAUUAUAGAAGCAUGUAAAGGUCAGGGAUUAAAAGGUGUACCAAAUUGCUCCAUUCUGAGUGAUCGUUCACCUCCACCCGCUCCACCUGAUCCUCCAAAUCAGAGACUAACCAAGGAACAACUCUUACCCCCAACUCCUAGCGUUUAUUUAGAGAAUAAAAAAGAUGCGUUCAGUCCACAACUCCAAGAGUUUUGUUUAAAGCAUCCGAUAGCUGUGAUUCGCGGUUUAGCAGCCGCUUUGAAAUUAGAUCUUGGAUUGUUCUCAACGAAAACUUUGGUAGAAGCAAAUCCAGAUCAUGGUAUCGAGGUAAGAACACAAAUGCAACAGACCAGCGAUGAGAAUUGGGAUCCUGUCAUGGGCAGAAAAGUUUGGGGUUGUAUCAGUCACAGAAGCCACACAACUAUUGCGAAAUAUGCGCAAUAUCAGGCGUCAAGUUUUCAAGAAAGCUUGAAAGAAGAAAGGGAGAAAGCUCAAGGUAUACAUACCUCGAAUUUAUCCGAUUCAGAUUCGAAAGAUAGUACUGGUGCUGUUAGAAGAAAGAAAAACGCUUUUGGAUUGGCGGGUCGACCAGGUUCGAAGAUGUUGCGAUUUGGGACCAAUGUAGAUUUAUCAGACGAAAGAAAAUGGAAACCACAGCUUCAGGAGUUGAUGAAAUUACCGGCAUUCGCGAGAGUUGUUUCGGCGGGAAACAUGCUCAGCCAUGUUGGCCAUGUUAUUUUAGGAAUGAAUACUGUUCAGUUGUACAUGAAGGUACCUGGUAGUAGAACACCCGGUCACCAGGAAAAUAAUAAUUUUUGUUCUAUUAAUAUCAAUAUUGGACCAGGAGAUUGCGAAUGGUUUGCAGUGCCUGAUGCAUAUUGGGGAAUAAUUUGCUCACUUUGUGAGCGAAAUAAUAUCAAUUACCUUCAUGGUAGCUGGUGGCCUUCUCUAGAAGACCUGUAUGAGGAAAACAUUCCUGUAUAUAGGUUUUUACAAAGACCAGGUGAUCUCGUUUGGGUUAAUGCGGGUUGUGUACAUUGGGUUCAAGCUGUUGGAUGGUGUAAUAAUAUUGCAUGGAAUGUAGGCCCUUUGACUGCUCGACAAUAUCAACUAGCAAUUGAACGUUAUGAAUGGAAUAAACUACAAUCAUUUAAAUCUAUAGUACCAAUGGUACAUUUAUCCUGGAAUUUAGCCAGAAAUAUCAAAGUAUCAGAUCCCAGAUUAUUUGAAUUAAUUAAAAAUUGCCUAUUAAGGACAAUGAGACAGUGUUGUUUAAUAUUAGAAUUUGUGAAAAGUAAAGGUGUAGAAGUUCGGUUUCAUGGACGAGGAAAAAAUGAAGCAUCGCAUUAUUGCGGCCAAUGCGAGAUUGAAGUAUUUAAUAUCUUGUUCAUAAGGGAACAAGAAAAACGACACGUCGUGCACUGUAUGGAUUGUGCACGAAAACAAUCCCCAUCCUUAGAAGGAUUUGUUUGCUUAGAAGAAUAUAGAAUGCGUGAUUUAAUGGAGGUUUACGAUGGAUUUACUUUACAUACCUCUCUAACAACUCCUUCAUCAGCUCAGUCUAGCCAAUCCUCCUGAGAAUACAUGCAACACAGAUAUUUAGACUUCUUAGGCACUUUGCAGUGACUUUGAUAGUACAAUAUCUGUGUUUAAAAAAAAUCUUUAUAAUAAGGAUUGUUUAAGUACCUGAGAGCUAUUAUGAAGAAAAUGAAAACAGAUCGAAAAAUUUUAUAUGUUAGACUGUAUAGUCAAACAUCUGUUUCCAUAUUAAUUUUAAGGUACGCACAAUAUAUGUUGUAUAUGAAAGAAUUGAAAAUUUUUAAUAUUCUGACAAUUAGUUAGUACUAUUUACACAAACUGAAAACUAUAUUCGAUCAAUUUUAUAUUGGAUUAAUACAAAAUCUCCAAAACAUUGUUCUAGCUCUCGGGCAUAGAAAAUUGAAGCUAAGUUAAACGAGAGAAGACUGUGCUUUACUUGUAAAUUACUUGAUAUCAUCAUUUGCUAAAACUUUGCAAUAAGAUAUAAUGAACAUAAUUAUCAAACUUGGUCACGUUUCUUAUCAGUUUUAUGUCAUGGCUAGAGUCUGAAAAGCAUUUAAUAUUCAUUUUUAUCAUGAAA
Molecule: messenger RNA, 4814 nt
Organism: Apis mellifera (honey bee)
Lineage: Eukaryota; Metazoa; Arthropoda; Insecta; Hymenoptera; Apidae
Gene: Utx
Product: histone demethylase UTY
Exons: 15
Coding region: 284-4273 (1329 amino acids)
Biological process (GO): regulation of gene expression
Cellular component (GO): MLL3/4 complex
Molecular function (GO): protein binding; histone H3K27me2/H3K27me3 demethylase activity; RNA polymerase II cis-regulatory region sequence-specific DNA binding
Source: RefSeq, a predicted model, not a curated record